GGAAAGAUGCGUCACGGGAAGUUGGGGGUUAGAUGACGUUUGUGGAGUUGGUGUAGCACUCGGCGAAAAAAACAGCUGCUGCGAGUUUGGUUGAAGCCUUGAAGGUUGGAGUGGAGAUAACGGUGACAGUUGGAUUGUUUUGGGGGGAAACCCACCAACAGUGGAAAGUCACAUUCAUAAUAACAAAUUGGCAGCUGAUUAACCGCCAAAAUGGUUUUAGCUGAUCUAGGGAGGAAAAUUACCUCAGCCUUGAGGUCUCUCAGCAAUGCCACCAUCAUCAAUGAGGAGGUAUUAAAUGCUAUGCUCAAAGAAGUCUGUGCUGCCCUGCUGGAGGCUGAUGUGAAUAUCAAGCUGGUAAAGCAGCUUAGAGAAAAUGUCAAGGCAGCCAUUGAUCUAGAGGAGAUGGCCUCCGGUCCUGAACAAGAGAAGAAUGAUCAACAUGCCGUUUUCAAGGAACUUGUCAAGCUGGUGGAUCCUGGAGUGAAAGCUUGGACUCCGACAAAAGGAAAGAACAACGUAAUCAUGUUUGUGGGUCUGCAGGGCAGUGGGAAAACCACAACAUGUUCUAAGUUGGCAUACUACUUCCAAAGAAAAGGAUGGAAAACAUGUUUGAUUUGUGCUGACACAUUCAGAGCAGGUGCCUUUGACCAACUCAAGCAAAAUGCAACAAAAGCCAGAAUACCCUUUUAUGGCAGUUACACAGAAAUGGAUCCAGUGAUCAUAGCUGCAGAAGGUGUGGAAAAAUUCAAGACAGAAAACUUUGAAAUAAUCAUCGUGGACACAAGUGGUAGACAUAAACAGGAAGACUCACUUUUUGAAGAAAUGCUUCAGGUGUCAAAUGCUGUGCAACCUGACAAUAUAGUGUACGUGAUGGACGCUUCCAUUGGUCAGGCUUGCGAGGCUCAAGCUAAGGCCUUUAAAGACAAGGUAGAUGUGGCUUCUGUUAUUGUCACCAAACUGGAUGGCCAUGCCAAGGGUGGUGGUGCGCUCAGUGCUGUGGCUGCCACAAAGAGUCCCAUCAUUUUUAUCGGCACAGGCGAGCACAUUGAUGACUUUGAGCCUUUCAAAACUCAGCCCUUCAUAAGCAAACUACUUGGUAUGGGAGACAUUGAGGGACUGAUUGACAAAGUGAAUGAACUAAAGCUUGAUGACAACGAGGAGCUAAUUGACAAGCUCAAACACGGUCAGUUUACACUCAGGGACAUGUAUGAACAGUUUCAGAACAUCAUGAAGAUGGGACCCUUCGGUCAGAUCAUGGGCAUGAUCCCAGGUUUUGGAACCGAUUUCAUGAGCAAAGGAAAUGAGCAGGAGUCUAUGGCCAGACUAAAGAAACUCAUGACAAUAAUGGAUAGUAUGAAUGACCAGGAACUGGACAACAAAGAUGGCGCCAAGCUCUUCAGCAAACAGCCGAACCGCAUCCAGCGAGUGGCCCGGGGGUCUGGAGUGGCCACCAGGGAUGUACAAGAGUUGCUCACCCAGUACACAAAGUUUGCCCAGAUGGUCAAGAAGAUGGGAGGCAUUAAAGGCUUGUUCAAAGGAGGGGACAUGUCCAAGAACGUCAACCCAUCACAGAUGGCGAAACUGAACCAGCAGAUGGCUAAAAUGAUGGAUCCAAGAGUGCUUCAUCACAUGGGUGGCAUGGCCGGACUGCAGUCUAUGAUGAGGCAGUUUCAACAGGGAGCUGCUGGCAACAUGAAAGGCAUGAUGGGAUUUAACAACAUGUGAACCUGCAAAUAGAGGACACUAAAAGAAUCUGAUGGUUUUGGCAAGCAAAACCUGGGCCGAUGAAGAUGGUUUGAUUUGUAUGUCUUGUAUGCCACAAGUAAUUUAAUUCUUUAAAAGGUGUAAAACAUUAAACAGAGGUACAUUUACAUGUAAAGCCCAGUGUGUCUUCUCUGGAGCAGGAUUGAUAAUGGGGCACUGUUAGAAGAAAUUAUGCUUCAUGAGAUAAAGUCCAGCAACGUGCAAAAUGUCACGUGAGGUUGGAGAGUGAUCAGCUUGGCAAAUACACACACAGACGUCUGGAUCUGAGUGCUUUACGAUAUUGCCAGACUUGUCGACAGCUGAUUUCUUUCGGUUAUAUGAUUUUACCGUAAUUGCUAUGAUCGUCUUCAUAGCAAAAGAUAUUCAUAAGUAGAAAUCAUGGUUUAUUGUAUAAUUGAUUGUUUCUGAUUUAUUAAUUUGCCAUAGAGAAGCUCCAGCUUUGUAUCAGAGAUGAAUACAGUAGUUGCAAAAGAGUAUGUGGCAAUAUUUUGUCAUAAUAUUAUAAUAAAGUUUAUAUGGCAACAUUUUAA
This is a messenger RNA of Danio aesculapii, 2294 nucleotides long. It is a transcript of the gene srp54, whose product is annotated as signal recognition particle 54. Gene Ontology annotation, molecular function: 7S RNA binding; endoplasmic reticulum signal sequence receptor activity; GTP binding. Gene Ontology annotation, cellular component: cytosol; signal recognition particle, endoplasmic reticulum targeting. Gene Ontology annotation, biological process: SRP-dependent cotranslational protein targeting to membrane, translocation; SRP-dependent cotranslational protein targeting to membrane. NCBI's taxonomy places the organism in Eukaryota, Metazoa, Chordata, Actinopteri, Cypriniformes, Danionidae. The record is from RefSeq and is a predicted model, not a curated record.